GUAAAUACAUGACACGUUGGCGUGCGCGCGAUCAGCCACAUACGUGUAGUGAUACGUCGCGACCGCGCGAGAUACGAAUUUAUGCUCACACGUAUACACAAGUACCUGUCCUCCCGUGCAUGGGUGUGUUGUGUGCGUGUGCGCAUGUGUGUGAAAGAGAGAGAGAAAGAACGUACGCCCGUGGCACGGCGAUUUGCUGUACGGCGCGACGAAGAAAGCGAAGAACGAGGCCGAUCGCGCGCGGCAGCGAGAAGAUGCAACGGCCGCGGCACGCACGCGGCGAGCCCGGCUCGAGAGACUAUGGCCGACCACCUCGCGUUCGCUUUAAUCGUUCUCCCAUUUGGGCUGACGAGUCGCGCGCCGACGGAUGCCACGCAGCGCAACUGGGAGAUCCUUGUCAACGAGGAGAGUCGGCAGGACCGUAUCAUUCGUCCCCAUUAGCGAAUCCCUGGAUUUCUCUUUUUCAGUGGCAUUUUUCUCAUUUUGCAGACACACAGACGAUUCGUUUUUCGUCGUUUCAACAAGUCGAUUUUUUGUUGCGAAAGAGGCAGACGGAAAAUGACAUUUGCGAUGGUGCAAAUGAUCGAUUAUCAUUCGAGUUAUUUAACAGAAAAAUGAUCUACAUUGUGCGACAAAGAUGGUGCCGGUCGAAUUUCAUACGACACUGCCCCGCAGUGAACGGAGUGCAUGCAAAACGCGCGGUAUGUCCUAUGCAAUUCCGUAAUGAGAUUAUCGAUUUUUUUAAGAAUUGCCAUCUCUCUCUCUCUCCCUCCCUCUCUCUCGCUCGCUCGCUCUCUUGCGCGCGCGUCCGUCCAUCCUUCGUCUCUUCGUCUGUUUCCAUAGCUCGAUAUGUCUCUGUCCUGCUCGAAACUCCGCAGCCUCGCCGUAUAUAUACAUCGCGCACGCGUGCCGUGUCUCGCAUAAUUGAAUACGCUAUACUCCCGUGCGCGAUAUCAUACGGCCGGUGGUCGUGUACGCGAAGCUAACCAGCAAAUUCUCGGUAAUAUCUACAUACCCGGUGAUUGUAUUGAUUUUCCCUCGACAGUAUGUAAAUUAGCGUGCCGCGAUGUAAGUGCGCGUGUGAGCGAAAUUCUGCGCAGUUUAUGCUCUCAAGUGGGUAGUCCGCGAUACAAAUUGUAUCUACAUGCAAAUAAAAAUCUUGGUUGACCAUCACAGACUUGACUUCUCGCUAAUAUAAUCCCCUAAAUUACUUUGUAAGAUAAUACACGUGGAAUAAACUGCGGUUUGAAAUUACACAAAAUUAAAAUAGCUCUU
Molecule: messenger RNA, 1275 nt
Organism: Odontomachus brunneus
Lineage: Eukaryota; Metazoa; Arthropoda; Insecta; Hymenoptera; Formicidae
Exons: 2
Coding region: 9-986 (325 amino acids)
Source: RefSeq, a predicted model, not a curated record